Sinocyclocheilus grahami is the source of this 754-nucleotide messenger RNA. RefSeq names its product deoxynucleoside triphosphate triphosphohydrolase SAMHD1-like. Bases 100 to 558 code for a protein of 152 amino acids. Gene Ontology annotation, biological process: dGTP catabolic process; defense response to virus; regulation of innate immune response. Lineage: Eukaryota; Metazoa; Chordata; Actinopteri; Cypriniformes; Cyprinidae. The record is from RefSeq and is a predicted model, not a curated record. Gene Ontology annotation, cellular component: nucleus. Gene Ontology annotation, molecular function: dGTPase activity. The transcript is spliced from 4 exons.
GAGUUACGCUGCUGGAUCUAUGAAAUCUGUACGCAGUUCUAAAGAUCUUUAUUGCCACAUCAGAGUUUUUAACAACCCACAAAAAGAAGAUAAGAGAAGAUGCAAAGCAGAAAAGUCUCCGAUCACAGGAAAAGUCUCCAGGAUCUAAAAAAGUCCUAUGAAGCAAGUGAAGAGGCUGAAAAACAACAGUUAUGGGAGAUUAUCAAAGAUGAAUUGCAGGACAUCCUGAAGAAAUACUCCUUAGACUUCUCAAAAGAACAAAUAAAGAUCUUCAACGACCCCAUCCAUGGUCACAUUGAGCUGCACCCCCUGCUGGUGAAGAUCACAGAUACUCCUCAGUUUCAGAGACUGAGACGCAUCAAACAGCUGGGAGGAACAUAUCUGGUGUAUCCGGGCGCUUCCCACAAUCGCUUUGAACACUCACUUGGUGUGGCGUAUUUAUCAGGACGUCUGGUGAAGGUUCUUCAUGACAAUCAACCAGAGCUCAAGAUCACCAAACAGGAUUUCCUGUGUGUUCAGAUCACUGGUCUGUGUCACGACUUGGGUGAGGAGCACUAAGGCUUAUGGAAAAAUUAACCAGCAACUUUUCUUUACGUAAAAAAUAUUUAUCUGUAAAACAUCUUUAAGCAACUUGGUAGGGUCACUGUUUACAAAUUAUGUUUCAGUGAUUGCUUGGAAUUACUGUAUUUUGUGCUUGAUAUAUCUAUGUAAUAUUUUAAAGUGAGCCAAAAUUGGGAAACAGGGUUUAUUGGCA